Drosophila persimilis is the source of this 1749-nucleotide messenger RNA. RefSeq names its product UDP-glucuronosyltransferase 2B15. Bases 21 to 1604 code for a protein of 527 amino acids. The transcript is spliced from 2 exons. NCBI's taxonomy places the organism in Eukaryota, Metazoa, Arthropoda, Insecta, Diptera, Drosophilidae. The record is from RefSeq and is a predicted model, not a curated record. Gene Ontology annotation, molecular function: UDP-glycosyltransferase activity.
UGUGCUCUACACCUGUCGAUAUGGUGCGAAUCUUGUUGCUAGCGGUAGCUGCCGUCGCCCUAAUCGGUGGAGGCCAGGGAGCCAACAUUCUGGGAUUGUUUACCAGCCUAAGUCCCUCCCAUUUGAUCAUUCAGAUGUCGGCGGCCAAGGCUCUCGCGGAGCGGGGACAUAAUGUCACGGUGGUCACAGUCCUGGAGCCGGCCAUCACCCACAAGGACAUCAAUCUGAUUCAAGUGCCUCUGAGCGAGGAGGAUACGGAGCACAUGAGCAGAGUCUUUGAGAAAAUGGGGAAGAACAACGACAAAAACAUGCUAUUUGCCAUGUUCCGUAUGUUCGGACACAUGCGGUUUAUGUUCCACAAAAUAGCCGAUGCCCUGAAGGACACGCGAGUGCGCGAUCUCUACGUGAACAAGGACAACAGAUUCGAUCUGGUGCUGUCGGGCUUUGCCUUGAACGACUACCAGAUGGGUUUUGCCCAGAAGCUAAAGGCUCCCGUGAUCGUAGUGGCCACCCUGCCCCCGAGCCCCUUGUUCAACUACCUGAUUGGCAACCCGGAAGAGCCGUCCUGUGUCCCUAGCAUCAAUGAUUCGGUGGAAAAGGGAAAGGGCUUGAGCUUUGGCCAGCGCCUCAGCAGCUACCUGACGGGCAUUGGCUAUAAGGUCUUUUCAAAAAUGGGAGAGAUACAAAACAAAAAGGCUUACAAAGAAGUCUUUGGCGAUGAUCCCCAUAUGCCCGAGUAUUCGGAGAUGAUGAAGAAUGUAUCCCUCGUGUUCUUUGCCUCCCACGCAAUCAGCGAGGGACCCAUUCGACCCAAUGUUCCCGGUGUGAUUGAGAUUGGUGGCAUUCAAAUCAAGGACACCCCUACUCCACUGCCCCCGAACAUAGAGGAGUUCGUGGGGAACGCCACGGAUGGCGCUAUACUCCUCAGUCUGGGAUCCAAUGUGCAGGGAUCGCAUCUCAGCCCCGACACCGUCCAAAAGAUGUUCAAUGUCCUCUCGAAACUGAAGCAGAGGGUCAUCUGGAAGUGGGAGGACCUGGACAAGACCCCUGGCAAGUCGGACAACAUCCUCUACUCCAAGUGGCUUCCACAGGAUGACAUCCUCGCCCAUCCCAAGAUCAAACUAUUCAUCAAUCACGCCGGAAAAGGAGGCAUCACUGAGGCCCAAUACCAUGGAAAGCCCAUGUUAUCCCUUCCCGUCUUUGGCGAUCAACCCGCGAACGCCGAUGCCAUGGUCAAGAAGGGCUUUGGCCUCACUCAGAGUCUCCUAACCCUCGAGGAGCAGCCGUUCCGCGAGGGCAUCGAGGAGAUCCUCUCAAAUCCCACAUACUCCCAGGCAGUGUCCACCUUUUCCAAACUCUAUCGCGAUCGUCCACUCACUGCCCGGGAAUCGGUCAUCUACUGGUCCGAAUAUGUUAUCCGUCACCAUGGUGCCGCUCAUCUCCAGAGUCCUCUGAUGCACAUGAGCUUCGUAGCAGCCAACAACUUGGAUGUCUUUGCUCUUUUGGCCAUCAUUCUCGUUGUUUUCCUGCUACUGACGAAGGCUGUUAUUAAAUUCAUCAUCAGAAAGCUCUCCUCGAAGCCAAAGAAGGUCAAGAAACAGUAAAUCGUGAAACAGAGAAGUGAUUCAACAAGUCCCUAAGUAUUCUGUCUACCGAUAAGCACAAUCCAUAGCAAAAUACUCUACCAAGGUCGUUCAACUACUAAAUUUAGGUACAUAUAGGCAAAUAAAUAAGACAAAACAACAGUUA